This is a messenger RNA of Rhodamnia argentea, 987 nucleotides long. Its product is annotated as ethylene-responsive transcription factor 13-like. Bases 75 to 929 code for a protein of 284 amino acids. Gene Ontology annotation, molecular function: DNA-binding transcription factor activity; DNA binding. Lineage: Eukaryota; Viridiplantae; Streptophyta; Magnoliopsida; Myrtales; Myrtaceae. Gene Ontology annotation, biological process: ethylene-activated signaling pathway; regulation of DNA-templated transcription. The record is from RefSeq and is a predicted model, not a curated record. The transcript has a single exon.
GAAACCAAAUCUUCCCUUCAACCUUCCCCAUUCAGUGAUCUCAAAGCUACAAAAUUUCUAGCCAAAAAACGAAAAUGCUUCAGGAAAUCAUCAGUCCCUUCGAGACCGGUCGAAUGGAUGUUUUGAAAUCCAUCUGUGAGCAUCUUUUUGAAGACCAUGAUGAUGGUGUCAACCCAACAUUUUAUGCACCAGCUCCUGCAAACACCUACUCAUGGAGUUCAAGCUUCAGCGAUCUCUUGCUGACGGAGAGCUGGAGCGAACUAGCCCUAAAAGUCGACGACUCGGAGGACAUGUUGGUGUACGGCGCUAUGUGCGACGCGCUCAAUCCCGGGUGGACAAUGCCUUCGGCUUCGAAUCAAGAACUUGAUUUCGAAGUGACGGCGGUUGAUUAUGACGGCAUUGGUCUGGCUUCGUAUCAAGAACUUGAUCUCGAAGUAACGACCGUCGAUGACAACAGCACUGAUUUGGCAACAGAGAAGAAACCAGAGAUGGUGGAGCAGGAGGUGCAAAUGCCGGUCGAGAAGACACAUUAUAAAGGAGUGAGGAGGAGGCCAUGGGGGAAAUACGCGGCGGAGAUAAGGGACCCCAAGAAGAACGGCGCAAGGAUUUGGCUCGGGACUUACGAGAAGCCCGAGGAUGCGGCAUUGGCCUAUGACCGGGCAGCUUUUAAGAUGAGGGGGUCCAAGGCCAAGGUCAACUUCCCUCACCUCAUCGGUUCGGCCGAGUACGAGCCUGUCAGGAUCAGCCGCAAGCAUUUGUCUCCCGAGCCUAGCUCGCCAUCCGGGUCCAGCGAUGACGGCUUGAUGACUAGGAUGAAGAGGAGAAAGAGAGAGGUCAAUGCGGAUGCUGAGGUGGAUUUGGGAACUCCAAUCCCUUUUCCCAUAUUGGAUAUGGGUUUUUUGAGUGGGGAUGAACAAUUUGUACUUUGAUUAUGCAAACUGCGAUGAUAUUGUAUGAUCAAUGAUAAGUCAAUCAGGCAAUUUAUUU